CCAUAACUGCCUUCCAUCUCACCACCUGCAAGCUAAAAAAUCCAGCGGAGCGGGAGCAGGAGAUCCACAUCGCAUUGUUGCCCAGAUCCCACCGGUGCAGAGGAGGAUGGCGGAGAUGUUCACCGUGAAGGUGGGGGAGGCGACGCCGGCCGCCGGCGGCAGGCCGGCGGCCGGGCCCGUCUACCGGAGCGUGUACGCCAAGGACGGCCUCAUGGAGCUGCCGCCGGACGUCCAGUCCCCCUGGGACUUCUUCAGUGGAGCAGUCAAGAAGUACCCCAAGAACAGGAUGCUCGGCCAGCGUCAAGUCACAGAUGGCAAGGCCGGUGAGUAUGUGUGGCAAACGUAUGAGGAAGUGUACCAGAAGGUCAUGAGGAUUGGAACAGCAAUCAGAAGCCUCGAUGUGAACCCGGGGGCUCACUGUGGCAUAUAUGGUUCCAACUGUCCAGAAUGGGUUAUGGCCAUGCAGGCAUGCAACAGUCAAGGAAUAUGUUAUGUCCCACUGUAUGACACCCUCGGAGCAAAUGCUGUUGAAUUCAUCAUGGACCAUGCUGAGAUAUCCAUUGCUUUUGUCCAGGAGAGCAAGAUCAAAUCAAUACUAGCCGUAGUCCCUAAGUGCACAGCACACCUUAGAGCGAUUGUUAGUUUUGGAUAUUUUACAACUGAGAUGAAAAAGGAAGCUGAGAAAUUUGGUGUAUCUUGCUUUUCUUGGGAAGAAUUUUCUUCAAUGGAAAAACAAAACUACGAAUAUCCCAAGAAACAAAAGGAUGAUAUUUGUACAAUCAUGUAUACCAGUGGAACAACUGGAGAUCCCAAAGGUGUGAUAAUCACAAACAGGGCUAUCAUUGCUGGUGUCAUGACCACGGAACACCUACUCAAAGAGACAGAUAAAGUGAUCACUGAAGAGGAUUCGUAUUUCUCCUACCUUCCAUUAGCACACAUAUUUGAUCAAGUAAUUGAGAACUACUGUAUCUCUAAAGGAGCUUCCAUUGGAUUCUGGCAAGGGGACAUUAGGUAUCUGAUGGAGGAUGUGCAAGUGAUGAAACCGACAAUAUUUUGUGGUGUUCCUCGUGUUUAUGAUCGUAUAUACACAGGUAUAAAUCUGAAAAUUCAGUCUGGAGGGAUGUUGGCCAAACACCUUUUUCAGUAUGCCUACAACUACAAACUUGCCAAUAUGAGGAAAGGGCUGAAGCAGCAUGAAGCAUCACCAUUUUUCGACAAGAUAGUUUUCAGCAAAAUAAAGGAGGGGCUUGGAGGACGUAUCCGUCUCAUGAUAGCAGGGGCAGCACCUUUGCCAGGGCAAAUCGAAGAGUUCAUGCGGGUAACCAGCUGCAGCGUCUUUGUACAAGGAUAUGGGCUCACUGAGAGUUGUGCGGGAUGCUUCACAUCAAUCGCCAAUGUUUUCUCAAUGAUUGGAACAGUUGGCCCUCCUGUAACGACGAUCGAAGCGCGACUAGAGUCUGUCCCUGAAAUGGGCUAUGAUGCUCUGUCAGAAACGCCCCGGGGUGAGAUCUGCUUGAGGGGUCAUACCUUGUUCUCUGGGUACUACAAGCGCCCUAGCCUCACUGAAGAAGUGUUCUCAGAUGGCUGGUUCCAUACAGGUGAUAUUGGAGAGUGGCAACCCAAUGGCGCGAUGAAGAUCAUUGACAGGAAGAAGAACAUCUUCAAGUUAUCCCAGGGAGAGUAUGUAGCAGUUGAGGUCGUGGAAAGUGCAUACAUGCAGUCCCCUCUUGUGGCUUCGGUUUGGGUAUAUGGGAACAGCUUUGAGUCAUUUCUUGUUGCUGUGGUUGUCCCUGAGAGGCAAGCUCUUGAGGAAUGGGUAGCAACCAACAAGAAGGCUGGUGAUUUUGCAGAGCUGUGUAAUGAUCCAAAAGCAAGGGGUUACAUUCAGGAUGAGCUGAACAAAACUGGCAAGAAACUCGGGUUGAGAGGCUUUGAGAUGCUGAAGGCAGUUCACCUGGAGCCGGUACCAUUCAGCAUAGAGAAGGAUCUGAUCACUCCAACUUUUAAGCUUAAGAGACCCCAGCUGCUCAAAUAUUACAAGAAAUGCAUUGAUCAGAUGUACAAGGAUGCCAAGGACGGGAGAACUGCACUGUGACAGUAUUUAUUACCAACAGUGGCAAUAUAUACUACCAACAGUGGCAAUGGCCCUGGCGGUACAUUGUGAUUUCUUCAGAAGUGUGUACAUUCUAAUAAUCAGGAUUUUUGAGUUGAAGGCAUCUGGGCUCGGUCUUAUGCCAAGAUGCAAGGGGUCAUGAAGCUGGUGAUAGGUCAUAUGGAUAAAUUUACAUCAUUCCCUCGAGACCUUUUUUUAAGAAAAAGGGCAAGUCUCCGGCCUCUGUCAGUUGAAAGGAACCAGUUUGGCGUUGUAUGGAAUUUGAAAUAUUAUUAAUAACAUGAGGUGCCUUUCAUGUAAAUUCAGUUAACAUAUAUAGAAUGAGAAAUACCUGUAAGAUCUGUCAGGAAAGUGGUUAGCCUCCAGGCAUCCACGGUUGCACGUUUAUAUAGCAAGGAAAAGCCCAUAGCGUGGCAUUGUACAAGAUAGAGUUUGUUACAAAUAAAACUUGAGUUACAAGAUGUAAA
Molecule: messenger RNA, 2580 nt
Organism: Panicum virgatum (switchgrass)
Lineage: Eukaryota; Viridiplantae; Streptophyta; Magnoliopsida; Poales; Poaceae
Product: long chain acyl-CoA synthetase 2-like
Exons: 19
Coding region: 107-2095 (662 amino acids)
Biological process (GO): cutin biosynthetic process; wax biosynthetic process; fatty acid metabolic process
Cellular component (GO): endoplasmic reticulum; membrane
Molecular function (GO): long-chain fatty acid-CoA ligase activity
Source: RefSeq, a predicted model, not a curated record